Messenger RNA from Arabis nemorensis, 213 nucleotides. Lineage: Eukaryota; Viridiplantae; Streptophyta; Magnoliopsida; Brassicales; Brassicaceae. The record is from the annotation of a GenBank genome assembly.
AUGGGGGGAGGCUACUCGGCUUGGGUUGACGCUGGAUUCGCCGGUGACAUACCCCCGGAGGAGCUCAAGAUUGCUUGCAAGUUCCGGCCAAAUUUGAUGCAGAAAGAAUGGGAAAAACAGAGUGCCCAUGUGAAGUUGUUGUCUUGCAAUAAGGAAACUAUGAUGUUUAAGAGGGAAUGGGCCAUUUUCACAAGCUAUAUAAAUUUGAAAUAA